Molecule: messenger RNA, 3426 nt
Organism: Pocillopora verrucosa
Lineage: Eukaryota; Metazoa; Cnidaria; Anthozoa; Scleractinia; Pocilloporidae
Source: RefSeq, a predicted model, not a curated record
UCAUUUGGAAGUUCCACUUGGCUACCGGACAGAGCGCACGGAUCUGAAACUUGGAAGUCAAAAGGCAACUGCUAGUAAUUUGAGGUUCUCCAGAAUGAUCCCAAUUUUGAGUAUCUUGGUUUUCAUUUUGGUUCAAGGACAUGUGGAGUGUGACAGGGAACUUUACCCGGCUUCCAUGUUCAGAAUGGAUGUUGACGACAGCCAGCCAAGUGAUCUGUCGGAAAAUGGCGAAACUGAGCCUCCCCGAGGAAAAUCAGAUGGUGAAAGGCGCGCAGUUGAGGAAAUUACUCCUCAGCGGUUGAAAGAAGUCAUUGCUGAUGCCUAUGGUUUCCAAAAAGAUCCAAAGGAUUACCGGUGGAAAACCCCCCUACCAAGUUUUGAAGGUCAAAUCGGAAAAGGAGGCUGGGCAGCAGCUGCACAGUUAGCAGAGCAAUUCUUCAGAAACAACAACAACCACGCAACACCAUGGCAAAAUUUACUGGCUACACGAACCCCCAUCAACCUCCUUUACAUCACAGCUGCUAGAUACCUUUUUGUAACCCAUGUUCUUUGGGUUCAAAGUAAUAGACAGUUAAUUGCUUGCAAGGAAAAGAGAGACAAAUACAGCGGCAUUAUUCAAAGUUUCGAGAUCCCUGCAACUGGAGUGUGUUUUCCUUUACCUUAUGGCAGCGCCACCUACAAGUCAGACUACGACGUCGGGCUCAUCGGAGUAAAUUCUGGAACCCUCACACAGAGCUUUAAUCAGUAUUUUCAAGCCGCGGCCCCGAAUGGAUUUGGCAAACCCUCAGAGCUUGUAUUUGACACAAAUGUAUACGCCUUCACUCUGGAAUUCGCCAUGCCCAUGAUGUUUCUCAAGCUACCCGAAACGUUUGCUGCCAAAGUUGCGAAACUUGAAACAAAAGUGAGGUACAAAAUGCAAGAAUUGGCCAGUGCUUAUUAUAAGAUGUUCAAGUACAACAACAAUUUUUUUCAAGCGUUGACGAUGUCAGCUCAAAAUAACAUGCAAGCUGCGCCUUGGCAGGUUCUGAACGAGUGGCUGACAGCGUUCGACAACAUGAACAACGCUGAAAAUUUCAGAAAAGGGGCAAGAUCCUACCAAGCCUUCAGACUCGCCCACAAUAAUAGGUACCAAGCGUUUGUGGCAGCCGUAUCACAAAACGGAGGAUAUGUACCAAACGAGAUAGACAACGUUGUUAAGGCCCUACUCUACGCUGCAGAGGCAUAUCACACCCGCGGCGCCAUACGACAUGUGGUACAGGGAAUGCAGAUGAAGGCGAUCGAUAGGGGCGACUUUAACACACCGUUGUCAACUUAUGACCUGUGGGUGUCCAUGAUCGAAAACUGGGGAGAUGCAAAUAAGGAAUACCACCACUGUCAGGAACUGAAUGUCUCCAUAGUGAAGUGCUUGAACAAGAUGAGUAAAUACCUGUGGAGGAUGUUCAACGCGAUGCGAUUAGUCCGUGUCCGUCUGCCAAUUAGAAAGAGAUACGGAUUGCUAGCCUUUGGUACACAUGAUAACCCCGAGUCAGCCGCGCUGCUAUGGCGGCGUAAGGGUGAAAGAGCAGAAAAGAAAUGGUAUUACCUGUUUUUGAAAAAGUUCCAAUGCAAUGCCUUAGUGAAUGUGGAAAUUGCGCCUCUAUCCAUGAUAUGUAUGACAAAAAUCAACGACAUGGUAAACGCCUACAAUACAAAGCUGGCAGCUCUUGUGACCAACAAGAACGGAAAAGGAAUGUAAGCCUCAAUCUUUUUGUGACGACCUCAAGGAAAAAGUGAUAACUUCUCCCAACAAAGCCGAUGCAUUGUCAGUCAACAGGUGGGAAGACUUAAGGAAAUCAUCAGGAGACCAAAAUCGUGUUGAAGAUACGUCUUAAUUCUCACAGUUGAUUUAAUUUUACCCUGUAAGGAUAAUUUCUAAUCACAUGUAAGUUGGGUGGCUAUCGUAGAUCAUUAAAGCAGUAUGGGUGGUACCAGUGGGGUUAGCCAUGAAGCAUAGCGUAAAACGGCCAAAAGAAACUUAGCCGUUGGGCGUAAAAAUUAACAAAUUUUAACCGUUGGUCGUAAAAAUUAACACAUUUUAACCGUAAGUCGUCAAAAAAAGUUAACCGACAAAAGUGGAAGGUAAUUAUUAAUCGUUAGGCGUAAAAUGGCCAAAAUCUUAACAGUUAGCUGUAAAAGUCAUCACUCCACUGAGACCCUCAGUAUAGCUGCAGUGUUAUAUUUUACUAUGAACUUACUCAUAUUUAAAAUAUACGUAAUUAUCAUCUGCUACUAUCUCAAGUUAAGGUAAAUUAGUCCUACACUGGUGGAAAAAACUGUCGUAAAACAGAUAAAGUGUCUUGCAACAUGACGACUCAAUAGGAAAAAUAUAAACUGAUAAGAACCAACAUCUACAAAAACUGGAGAUAACUCGCAAUUCUGAUGUUUGAAUUUCCUAUUAGGCGCCAUUUUGAAUUGUUUGACGUCACACGGUCGCCAUUAGGAAUCAUUUUCAGUAACUGAGCAAAUGCGCUCCUACCCCUCCCCUAAUCCAACAUCUACACCAACUUGUUAGAAGUUGAUUGUUGUUGGGUUAGGGGAGGGGUGGGUGCGCAGCUGCUCAGAGAUUGACACUGAUCCGCCAUUAUUAUGAUCAAACAAUAGCUCCUAUGACCGCAGGAGUUCUGAUCAGGCAUCAUGCAGAUCAUGGUAGCAUCUAGAAAACGUCACACGAUCCAAUUUCUCCGCACACAAUAAAUUCUAUAGUUUAAAAAAGCCAAGGUCUGUUUGGUUUUUUCCUCACAAAAUUUUUUUUCCGCAUUUAUGCAGACAAGUGUUUGCUGAAGAGAUCAUCUUUGAUAAUUUCACGACAAUUUGUUUUAACUGUACGAAGUGGUUUGGUAUAACGAUUGAGAGGAGGCAAUAUACGCCCUCGUGUCAUGGAGGCCUUUAACUCCCGAGAUCUGAUUAUUAUCUUCCUCACCAGCUGCGUCACAUUUCCUGAUAAAUUAGUCCACGAGAAUUUGGUGUUAGAUCAAGAUAAUAAUUAUCUGGUAAGUUUGAGCAUUCUCACUACCUGUCAGCUGAAUUAUGUAUGGAUAUUAUUGGGAGAAGUUAUAUGUAAAUCACUUGUAGGGUUAAAAAGAGAACGCUCAUAUUCAGCUAUCUUUGAUUUAAGAUAGUCGUUGCAUGAAAAAUAUCUAAGAUAUUCGAGCUCUAAAACCAACAGAGAAAACUCUUGAUUAAAAAAUUGGUAAAAAGUUGGUAAAAGAAUCCAUGAUUGUACUUUGGAAUCAAUUAUAAAGUAAUAAUGAUAACAUUUUUUAAGAGAUUGACGAUUUUCCGUUUUUCGCCUUACAUAAAGUUGAACUUUGCCUACCAAAUAAUCUAAAAUCGACUAAAAUUCGGGAGUGUAUAUUGUUAUUAUCAAAUUAUUUUAAUCGCAUUUAA